Molecule: messenger RNA, 1475 nt
Organism: Nipponia nippon (crested ibis)
Lineage: Eukaryota; Metazoa; Chordata; Aves; Pelecaniformes; Threskiornithidae
Source: RefSeq, a predicted model, not a curated record
AUGGAGGAGUUGGUAGAGGAUGACAUCUGUAUUUUGAACCAUGAAAAAGCAGACAACGCUCAUAAGAGAGACGGGGAGAUUCCUGUUUCAUCUUACAGUGGAGAUGAGUCUGUUGCCUCACACUUCGCACUUGUCACUGCAUAUGAAGAUAUCAAGAAACGACUAAAGGAGACAGAGAAGGAGAACUCCUUCUUAAAAAAAAGAGUUAGAAUUCUAGAAGAGAAGCUGCUUGGCUCCCGACUGGAAGAGGAAUGCAGUUCAGUUGGACGUGAACAAGUAAAUAAGGCAUACCAAGCCUAUCGAGAGGCCUGCAUUGACAGAGAUAAUCUGAAAAGCAAACUGGAUAAAAUGAUGAAAGAAAGUGCGGAAUCCUUGAAAAGCUUGAAUGAACAGUUGCAGUCUAAAGAAGUAGAGCUGUUGCAACUAAGAACUGAAGUGGAAACUCAACAAGUGAUGAAAAAUCUGAAUUGUACUCAGUCGAGCUGGGAAAUAGAGAAGCUGAGCAGUGACCUGAAAGUGUAUAGUCUGGAACAGGAUCUAGAAAAGCUCAAGCAAGAGUGCAACAAUCUCAGAAAGGAGUUGCAAAAAUCCAAGCAGAAGGACCAGGCUCAAGAUGAAAAUCCAUUAACUGGAGACCUCCUUCAAAGGCAAGACAUCCAGAGUGUGCAACAAGCAUAUUGGGAACUGAAGAGAGAAAUGUCUAAUUUGCGUCUAGUGACUGACGUGCAAGCUGAGGUUCUACGAAAACUGAAAACAAACCCAACGGCGACCAAGAAAGCUGCCUCUGCCGCACCAGUACAAUGUGUUGACUUGAACAUUUCAAAGCGGAAUUUUACAUCUGGGGUAGCCUAUAAAAAACUCUCCCAAAACAAUAACGUACUCUGCAAUGCUGUGUCUCCCCCUCUGCCGAGAGAUGUAAAAAUCCCACCUGAAAGGGUGACUCUACAAGCAUGGACAGAUGAGAGACCCAUUCCAGUCGAUGGCAAAACGUUUCAGGAACACCAUUCGUACGGGAAGAGCUCUCUGGAAGAUAAUUCCUGGGUAUUCCCAAGUCCUCCAAAGCCUAAUGAGAAUGUGUUUUGGGAAAUGAAAAAUAAAACCACCUUGUUAAACUGUCCAGCAGACUACCUGGAUCAGUGUAAUCAAAACUGUCUGCACAAGAGUUAAAACAAUUUUUAGAAUGAACUGAGGCUUUUUUAGAAUGGUUCUGAAAUAGGCACCUUAACGCUUGAGAGGGAAAACAAAUUGCCUGAACUGUUCUUUCUGUAUUUUUAAUUCUAGUUCCGAAACAGAAAGCCUGGUCUUCCUCUGCUGUAAAUCAGGAGCAAGUUCCUUCAAGUUAAAGCUGUGCAGGUAUAAUGUAAAUAACAAAGAAAUCUAGCGUGGGGCCUAGACAGUCUUGUACUGCAAAUGGCAUACAUUUGCAAAAGACUACACUGAAAAGUGAGUUCUUGGAAUAAAACUAAGAAACCCAG